Fusarium mangiferae is the source of this 525-nucleotide messenger RNA. RefSeq lists its product as uncharacterized. The transcript has a single exon. NCBI's taxonomy places the organism in Eukaryota, Fungi, Ascomycota, Sordariomycetes, Hypocreales, Nectriaceae. The record is from RefSeq and is a predicted model, not a curated record. The coding region runs from base 1 to 525 and encodes 174 amino acids.
AUGGGUGGCCUGCUAGGCGCAAAGCGUGUCGUUGUCACAGACUAUGCAGCUGAGCCCGUCCUCAAAACCUUUCGCACCAACGUCGCUCGCAACAUCCAGCCCUCUCUAUCAUCCGCUGGUGCUGAGGCAACCCCCUCUUCUGCAGUCUCCAUCCAGGGCCAUUCCUGGGGUGAGUUCGAUGACACUUUCAGCACAUCAGCUGCUCACUCGUUCGACCGUGUCAUUGCCGCCGGUUGUCUCUGGAUGCCUUGGCAACACCAGAACCUUCACCGCUCCAUCGCCCACUUUCUCAAGCAAACCCCUGAGGCUAGGUGUUGGGUUGUCGCUGGUUUCCAUACUGGCCGAACAAAGAUGAGCGGGUUUGAUGCAGCGGCGCUUCAUAAGGUCGGACUCGAGGUUGAGAGGAUCUGGGAGAGAGAUUGCAACAGCGAGGAGAGGCCAUGGAAUACUGAACGUGAGGACGAUGUUACGGUGCGCAAGAGGUGGCUCGUCGUCGCUUCGCUGAAGUGGAUUUCAACCUCAUGA